UCGCUUACACACAAUCAAACGCACGCAUCGAAGAAAUAAUCCCAAAUUGUAAUAAUAAUAAUAAUAAUAAGAGCUCUGUGAUCUGAAGGUCCAGUAACAACAUCCAUGGCGGAAGCAGCCGUCUCAUUCGCGGUGGAGAAGCUGAGCGACAUGGCAAUUCAGAAGGUCACCUUCCUCCUCAACGUCGAGGACCAGCUCACUCGGCUCAAAGACCAGCUCGAGAACAUGCAGUGCUUCCUCAGAGACGCCGCCGAGAAGCAAGCCGCCGCCGCCGACCAGCUCAUCGGAAAGUGGAUCGCCGACAUCAGAGCCGUCGCCCACGACUCCGAAGACUUGAUCGAAAUCUACGCCCUCAAAGUCGCCGCGCCGCGCCGCCGAGGGCUGCGCGGCUGGCUCGCCUGGUUCCCCCGGCACGUGUACAAUCUGGACCGGCUAGGGCACGCCAUCGAAGCCAUCCAGCGGCGGCUCGGAGCCAUCGAAGCCAGCCGGAAGGCGUACGGGAUCGAGAACAUUCUGAAGGAGUUGGGGAAGGGAUCAAUAUCGUCGUCAAAAUCGGAGAGCGUGGAACGACGUCGUAAGGUGAGUCCUUGGGAGACGGAGAGGCACGUGGUGGGGCUGGAGGAGCACGUGCAGAGGCUGCUGGCGGAGGUGGUGUGGGGCGGCGGCGAGGGGCUGCAGGUGGGCGGCGUCGUGGGGAUGGCCGGCGGCGGGAAGUCGACGCUGGCGAGGAUGGUGUACAACCACGCGGCGGUGGCGGAGAGGUACGGGCGGCGGCGGGCGUGGGUGUGCGUCACGCGGGAGUUCAACCCCAAGGAGGUGAUGAAGGCGGUGGUGAUGCAGCUGGUGGAGAAGGAGGAAGACCGCCGGACGGUGGCGGAUGUGAUGGACAAGUCGCCGGAGUCGGAGGUGCAGAGGAUGCUCCAGGAGCGCCUCGCCGGCGGCGGCGGUUACUUUCUGGUGGUUGACGACAUCUGGCGGCAGGAGGAUUGGGACUACUUGGCCAAAGCUUUUCCCGAUCAAGGUACAUCAAGUAGAAUAUUGGUAACAAGUCGUUUUCGCAACAUUCCAAGGGGUGCUCGAUAUAUUCACGAGCAUAAUGGAUUAGACUCCGACAAGAGUUGGGAACUAUUGUUGAAGGUGGCAUUGAUCGACAAGAAUAAAGGCAAGUGCCCGUCGGAAUUAGAGGCUAUAGGAAGACAAAUCCUAGACAAGUGCGAUGGUUUGCCCCUUGCAAUAAGUGUGAUGGGAGGUUUAUUACAAGAGCAACGACAAUUGAAAAGUGGUUGGGAGAAGGUUCUUAAAGGAAUGGAUUCUUAUUUGGGAAGAAGUGACGAUAGUGUAAUGUCUAUUUUGGAUUUGAGUUAUCAUGAUUUGCCUCCGCAACUAAAAUCUUGUUUCUUGUGUCUAAGUUUUUACAAAGAGGAUGCUACCAUCCCGGCGAGAGACUUGAUACAAAUAUGGAUCGCCGAAGGCUUUAUCCCUUCGAAAAAGGGGGGCGAGGAGACAAUGGAGAAUAUUGCAAGGAGUUAUCUGGACGAGUUGAUUAAUCGAAACAUGAUUCAAGUCAAAGAUUUGGGAAAGGAUGGGGUUAGGGUUUUGAACUGUCAAGUUCAUGAUCUUCUGCAUGACUUAUCCAUUAAGAAGGCAAAAGAGGAAAUCAACUUUGAGGCUUUAAAGGAACCAUUUGAUCUUGAAUCAUUCGAUAAACAUCGCCAUUGUGUUGUUCAUUACAACAAUGAAGGGCUCGUGGCCUCCAAGAAAAACCGGCGCCUCCGCUCUCUUUUCUUUUCCGGAUCAAAAUCCGAAGUUAAUCUUGACGGUGUUUCAUCCGAGUUUUGGGAAAGUUUUGAAAUUUUACGGUUGCUUGAUUUGGAAGGCUUUGGCUUGAAAACUUUCCCAAACUCGAUAUGUACAAUGGUUGCGCUAAGGUACUUAAGGUUAAGAAGCAAUAAGUUGGAUAAGCUUCCGGACACAUUAGGUAACCUUAAGAGACUACAACUUCUUGAUGUUUCGGACAAUCACCGGCUGGUGGUGCCGAACAUCAUAUGGCAAUUGGAAAGUUUGCGACAUCUUUUUAUGGAUGGGCAAAUCGUUUGCGAAGAGCCGUUGAGGUUAGACACUUUGAAGAAAUUACAGACCCUAUCCUUCGUUUGGACAAGCAACAUCGUUGUCGAGCACCUCGCGGAACUCACUAGCCUUUGCAAAUUAGGGUUAGGCCUAAAAGAAGGCGUCGAUGCGAACAAGCUCUUCGCUUCGAUGGCUAAGCUAAAGAAUUUUGUCUCUAUCGACGUAACAUUUGCCGAAGGCGCAUUUGCUUCGACCGAUGGGCUCGAGAGUUUGCAACAUCUUAUUAGGCUUAAGAUAAGAUUUCAAGUGCCAAAGAUAUCGAGUUUCGAAAAUCUCUUACAGAAUCUUUCAUACGUGACAUUGAUUCAAACCGAUCUCAACGAAGAUCCGAUGCCGGCUCUCGAGCAAUUGCCAAACUUAGUGUACCUCAAAUUGGAUCAAGCAUUGGACUAUGAAAACAAUGCUAUGGUGAUCUCACCUAAUGGUUUCCCCAAGCUCAAAGAAGUUCAUCUUCUUGAAUUGUACUUUGUCAAAAAACUCAAAAUCGGAGAUGGCGGAUUGCCGGAACUCGAAAGAUUGUACAUCCAUUAUUGUCCGAGGUUGAUGAUCCUCCCAGAAAAGGAAGAGAUGAGAAUGCUGAGGAAUCUGCAAGAAUUGAAGAUGUUGUGGGUAAGCUCAAGAAAUGUUAAAAAGCUUCAAGAUCCCAAAUACAGUCAUGUAUUUUCUAACAUACCUUCUGUAGAGGUUGACUAUAAAUAUGAUCAUUGAGUUUGUUGUUUCUUUUACUGUUAUUCUUAUCUAUGAUGUAAUACAAACAAUGCAUAAAAUGUAUUUUCAAACUUGUUUUUGUUUUAUAUAUAUUUA
Messenger RNA from Andrographis paniculata, 2931 nucleotides. Its product is annotated as putative disease resistance protein At1g50180. The record is from RefSeq and is a predicted model, not a curated record. Gene Ontology annotation, molecular function: ADP binding. Bases 106 to 2835 code for a protein of 909 amino acids. The transcript is spliced from 2 exons. Lineage: Eukaryota; Viridiplantae; Streptophyta; Magnoliopsida; Lamiales; Acanthaceae. Gene Ontology annotation, biological process: defense response to other organism.